This is a messenger RNA of Rhipicephalus sanguineus (brown dog tick), 864 nucleotides long. RefSeq lists its product as uncharacterized. Lineage: Eukaryota; Metazoa; Arthropoda; Arachnida; Ixodida; Ixodidae. The transcript has a single exon. The record is from RefSeq and is a predicted model, not a curated record. Bases 1 to 864 code for a protein of 287 amino acids.
AUGGACUUUUUGACCGACAACGGUGCCAUUAUUGAUUUGCCGGCAAAGUCUAUAAGUUUCUCUGCCGAUCACGCCGUGACUCCAAAACCAAGCGCCAAACCGCGUGCUUCCUUAAGGAUUGCCGAUGACCACGUCACCCUGCCUCCCCGUUCAAGCCUGAUGAUCGCCGUCUUCUCUCGAGAUGCUGAUCCUGACAGCGACGCUAUCGUGGAGAACGACCACAAUUUGCUUCUGGACCGCGGUGUCUCCGUCGCAAGAGGUAUUGUGCGCUUGAAGAUCGGCAAAUCCCAUGUUCUAAUCACAAACUUCACCGAGGAAUAUCAGCACCUAAACAAGGGCGCUUCUGUUGCGUUCCUCGAAGAAAUUCAGGACCAUAGUGCCGAGAUCGCCGUCGCCGAUUUCCAGCGCGAACCGAACGACGCCUUGGGAUCUGCUCCCUUCUUCGACGUAAACCCGGCGCUACCGCAUGAACAGCUGGAAAAGCUAACGGCUUUGCUACUGCGCUACAGCGACUGUUUCUCGACGACUUCGAAGCUACGACAGACUCCCCUUGCAAAGCACCGGAUAAUCACCGAAGAUGGCGCCCGACCAACGCGACAGUCGCCUUACCGCGUGUCUCUUCACGAGCGCGAAGCGAUUCGGACACAAGUCAAAGACAUGCUCGCUGACGACAUUAUACAACCGUCGAAAAGUCCCUGGGCUGCCCCAGUAGUGCUCGUGAAGAAAAAAGACGGCACUUUGAGGUUCUGCGUCGACUACCGACGGCUGAAUAAAUCACAAAAAAGGACGUAUACCCACUUCCACGCAUCGACGACGCCCUCGACCACGUUUGCCACGCGAAGUACUUUUCUUCGAUGGAUUUGA